Molecule: messenger RNA, 792 nt
Organism: Drosophila arizonae
Lineage: Eukaryota; Metazoa; Arthropoda; Insecta; Diptera; Drosophilidae
Product: protein G12
Source: RefSeq, a predicted model, not a curated record
AAGCACAUUCCAUCCUCUAUAUUCCCAACAUGUCUGCCACAUACGCUUGGAUUUUUGUGCUCUGCUUGGGCUUUGCUCUGGGCAACGCUGCUAUAAUACAAGGUCAGGAGGCUGCGGUCGGACCACCGCCAAAUCUGGCCCAGGAUCUAACGGAUAUCUAUGGCCAAAUACAGUUUAAGCCCAUGCAGAAGCUGUUUGUGCGCUACCUGCUGAACGAUGGACAGUUCCAGGCUUUCGUGCGCAUCUUGAACAGCAAUGCGGGCUUCACGGCCUACUGGCGCCUGCUCGCCCAGCCGGAGGUGCUGCUGUUCCGGCAGUGGGUGGAUCAACAGCUGUUGGCUUCCUCGGGCAAGUUCGAGCUGGAACCAGUGGAAGUGUGCACCUCACUGCUGAAUCGCUAUCCGUACCUAUCGGGCACCGUCUUCGGCUGGCAGGGAUUCCUCAAUGAGCUGGAGAUGUAUUUCCCACUUUAUGCCAUCAACGCCCAAGUGCAGCUUAAGGUGCAGCAAGGCGGCAUCUUUGCGCAGUUCUAUCAGCGUUUGAGCGCCCUGAAGGUCGUCUACGAGCGUUGGCUGGCCACGCCCAGCACCCAGACGGUGUUUAACCAGCUCCAAGCAGAGGGCAUUGACACUGUCCAGCUGGACGCGAUUGUGCGGGAUCUAUUUGGCUGGCAGGUAACCAAUACAACAGCCGCAACACUCACACCCACGCCAACUGUUCCAGAUGGUGCUGUGAUGAUGCCUGGAGCUCCACUAGUCCUUUAAUGCCUAGUAUAGGGCGUAAUCCCUGCUC